Phodopus roborovskii (desert hamster) is the source of this 1086-nucleotide messenger RNA. RefSeq names its product speckle-type POZ protein-like. Bases 1 to 1086 code for a protein of 361 amino acids. Gene Ontology annotation, biological process: regulation of proteolysis; proteasome-mediated ubiquitin-dependent protein catabolic process. The transcript has a single exon. NCBI's taxonomy places the organism in Eukaryota, Metazoa, Chordata, Mammalia, Rodentia, Cricetidae. Gene Ontology annotation, molecular function: ubiquitin protein ligase binding. Gene Ontology annotation, cellular component: nucleus; cytoplasm. The record is from RefSeq and is a predicted model, not a curated record.
AUGGCAGGGGAGAGUAUGGCCAAGGACUGGAACUUAGCACAAAUCAACAUUCAGAAUUUCUGCUACAAAUGGACCAUCAGCAACUUCCAUUUUUUCCUGGAGGAAAUGCAGCGUCCCAUUAAGAGCCCAAAGUUUUCAACAGGAGGCAAUGACAAAUGGUGUUUCAGAGUACACACUUUUGGCGUCGAUCAAGAAAGCACAGAUUACUUGUCAGUUUACCUAGUAUUGAUCAGUGCUCCAAAGAGUCAUGUUUGGGCCAAGUUCCAGCUUUGGAUCUUAAGUUCUGAAGGAGAGACAGUCUUUGGAAUGAGGACCACAAGAGUACUUAAGUUCCUACCUGGAUGCAAAUGGGGAUUUAAAAAGUUCAUCCUUCGGGAUUUCCUCUUGGAUCAUGAGUACUGGCUUCUCCCUGAAGAUCAGCUCACUCUCUUCUGUAAGGUGACAGUGUUCCAAGACUCCUUCAGCAUCUGUGACCAGAUCGGGAAGCCACUAGGGAUCCAGGUUCCAAAGUGCACGAUGGCAGAUGAGCUAGGAGAGCUGUGGGAGAAUUCUCUAUUCACAGACUGCAGCCUGGUGGUAGCUGGCCAGGAGUUCCAUGCUCACAAGGCCAUCUUAGCAGCUCGCUCUCCAGUUUUCAGAGCCAUGUUUCAACAUGACAUGAAGGAGAAUAGAACAAACCGCGUUGAGAUCCAUGAUAUGGAGCCGCAAGUCUUCCAGGCAAUGAUGGGCUUCCUUUACACUGGAAAGGCACCAGACCUCCACAGCAUGGCAGAUGCUUUGCUGGCAGCUGCUGACAAGUAUGGCCUGGAGCGUUUGAAAGUCAUGUGUGAGGAUGUCCUCUGCAGGGACCUCUCCGUGGAGAAUGCUGCCCACACUCUCUUCUUGGCUGACCUGUACAGUGCAGGGCAGCUGAAAACUCAAACACUGGAUUUCAUUACAGCUCAUGCUUCAGAGGUCUCUGAGACCUCAAGCUGGAAGACAAUGGUCCGCUCAUAUCCCUACUUUGUGGCUGAAGCAUUCCCUUGCAUGACUUUUGCACUGAGUCCUUUCCUGCAUCCCUCCCUCAAAUGUUUGAAGAGAUACUAG